AUGUUAUUGCCACUGUUUGGCGUCGCAUUCGUAGGGCUCGCGGCCGCGACAUGCUAUGAGCCGUCGUAUGCGCUUCCUCCGCCUGAAUAUGAUCAGGACCAUCCGAUUUUGAAGGAUGCCUGGACGAACCUUCACGAUGUACUCACAAUCGCUCUAGGUGACCCUAAAUACAACUCUACAUCCAUAUCCGUCGAGGUCACUUCCUCAAAACAAUCGCUAUGGGAGUUCCACCAUACCGCGCGCGCACGGAAUGCAUCUCGUCCCGAUAUACCUCAGGUCGACGGGAGCGCACUCUACCGCAUUGCGAGCAUCACCAAGGCGUUCACUGUGCUGGGCUUGCUGCAGCAACAUGCGGCAGGUAAUCUCAGCCUUGACGACUCUGUAGAGAAGUACUUGACUGAGCUGAAGGGACCUCAGAAUGGCACGUUGCCAUGGAAGGAUAUAACGCUGCGAUCUCUGGCAAGCCAGCUCAGUGGCAUACCGCGCGAACUGGCUCAAUCCGAUAUGAUCAAUGCUGGAAACAUGGACCAAAUAACGGGUGAAUGGGGGCUUCCGCCGGUGUCGAGAGAAGGCCUUAUGACUUGCGACGAGUACUCGGACAAUUAUCAUAGCCCAUGCACCGCAAGCGACCUGAUUCGAUCUGUCAAAGCCGACCAUCCCACAUUCGCGCCGAACCAACAGUCGACCUACUCCAACGUUGCCUUUGAAUUGCUUGGGCUUGUAAUUGCGAAUGUUACAAAUAAAGCAUACGAGUCAUACAUCGAUGAAGCUAUAUUUAAGCCGCUGGAGAUGGGUAGGAGUACCUUCUCUAACCCACCAGACAGUGAGGGCGUGAUUCCCCUGUGGCCGCAUUACUGGGAUGUGGACGAGGGCAAUCCCACUGGUGGCAUAUUUACAUCGUCCAACGACAUGUCCAAGUUCUUGCGCCAUGUUCUGACCAGGUACAAUGGCAUCACACACGCUCUCAAUUGGAUGCACCCGGUAUCGCCGUCCAAAGACCUGCACAGCUUUUAUGGCAUGCCGUGGGAGAUCUUUCAGAGCGACCGCGUCUUGACUAGCUCGCAACGCGCAGUCAGAUUCAUCACCAAAGGUGGCGGCCUUCCAAGUUAUACAUCUCAGAUUGUCUUGAUUCCGCAGUACGAUCUAGGAGUCACCCUACUGUUAGCCGGCCCUUCCGACUUUUUCGAAACGCUGCGUGAAAUCGUUACCAUCGAACUGGCCCGUGCGGCUGAACAGAUUGCGAUUGCAACACUAGAGGAGAGCUACGCAGGACGGUACAUCGCCGCGGAUCCCAGACUCAACUCGUCCCUGAUACUGAGGGUUGACCACCGUGGGUUGGUUGUAGAAGAGUUUAUAUCCAACUCGACCAACAUGUUGCAGUCGAGCCUCCUUCGAUCCCUCGGCCGACCGGACGACAAACCGUGGUAUUUGCUCUUGGUCCCAACAUUAUUAUAUCGCGACGAGGAGAACCAAAAGGGUGAAAUCUGGCGUUUGCAGAUUGCUAGCGAGCGACCGAAAGGAGAAACAGAUGUCUGGGACGAUUUCUGCGUCAACGACGUCGAGGGGCCGUGGUAUGCCGGCAUCCCUAUCAACCAGGCCGUCAUCUGGAAAGGUCGGAGCGGGCUCGUCUACGACAUUGAUCUGGAAGGUUUCAGAGCCAGUCUGGUCCGCAUUUUCGCGCAUGGUCAUGCUGCAUCGCAUGUGGAAGAGACAGAGCAGAUGGAGUUGUAG
This is a messenger RNA of Paraphaeosphaeria sporulosa, 1731 nucleotides long. RefSeq names its product beta-lactamase/transpeptidase-like protein. The record is from RefSeq and is a predicted model, not a curated record. The transcript has 4 exons. The coding region runs from base 1 to 1731 and encodes 576 amino acids. NCBI's taxonomy places the organism in Eukaryota, Fungi, Ascomycota, Dothideomycetes, Pleosporales, Didymosphaeriaceae.